AUGCCAAAAGCAGAAGCUGGGAGCACUAAAGCGCUCAGCAACAAGCUCAAAGCUAAAGGCUUGGGCAGGUUAAGAUGGUACUGCCAGCUAUGCGAAAGACAAAUGCGCGAUGAAAAUGGCUUUAAAUGCCACGUCCAGAGCGAAAGCCAUGUACGCCAGGCAUUACUGGUUGGCGAGGACCCGAAAAAGCACAUCGAAGAUUACAGCAAGCAGUUCAUGCAAAACUUCCUCAACAUCCUACGGACAACACACGGCGAGAAGAAAGUGCAUGUCAAUCAAUUUUACCAGCAGGUCAUUGCCGAUAAAGAGCACAUCCAUAUGAAUGCCACGAAAUGGACGAGCCUUACUCAAUUUGCGGCGUAUCUCGGGCGAGAGGGUUUAUGUCGUGUGGAGGAAACGGAGAAAGGCCUCUUUGUUUCCUACAUUGAUCGAAGCCCGGAGACUAUGAGGCGUCGCGAGGCCAUCCUUAAAAAGGAGCGCCAGGAUCGAGGAGAUGAGGAACGGGAACAGCGACAAAUCCAAGAACAAAUUGAAAGGGCCAGGAAAAAUACAGAGCAGGAGGAUAUUGAUCCUGAGGCGAGGAAUCUACAGCGCGCAGAGGGAGAAAAGGUUAAACUGAAUAUCGGCUUUGGCCCGAAGCCAAUUGAGCAGUUGAAGCCUAAAUCAGGUACAGACACCUCCGUGGAAAAGGAAAGUGGUACUUCUUCAGAAGCCGAAGCCAAUGAUACCCCAAAACCAGCACCAAAACUGUCUUUAUCAUUUGGUGAUAAGAAGCCAAAAAAUGUGUUUGCUUCUGCGGUCAAGAAAAACCCUCUUGCCGGAAAGAAGGGUCCAGUGAUGGAGGCGCCUAAGAAGAUGUCGGAGCAGGAGAGAAUAAUGAAAGAGGAGAUGGAGGCAAUGGAGCGGAAACGCAUGCGUGGAUCAUCAGGAUUCCAGAACGCUAAGCGCCCAAGGGUUUCAUAA
Molecule: messenger RNA, 963 nt
Organism: Aspergillus tanneri
Lineage: Eukaryota; Fungi; Ascomycota; Eurotiomycetes; Eurotiales; Aspergillaceae
Product: putative C2H2 finger domain protein (Kin17)
Exons: 4
Coding region: 1-963 (320 amino acids)
Biological process (GO): DNA damage response; DNA replication
Cellular component (GO): nucleus
Molecular function (GO): double-stranded DNA binding
Source: RefSeq, a predicted model, not a curated record